Molecule: messenger RNA, 582 nt
Organism: Spodoptera exigua (beet armyworm)
Lineage: Eukaryota; Metazoa; Arthropoda; Insecta; Lepidoptera; Noctuidae
Source: the annotation of a GenBank genome assembly
AUGGCCAGUACUGCAGAACGGCAAUUUGGCUACUUCCCAUUUCGUAAACCUCAAACUGUACCUACUAAAAAGUUGCGUUUGUUCGAUGAAUUCGUGAGAUCGCUGCAGGUGGACCCUCACUCACCUCUCUUCAGGCUAGUAACAGAUGGACAACCACCCUUGAGACAAUGUCUCCAUCCCGAAGCGUGCAGCAAGGACCUCACAUUACCGACGUAUUACGCGCGUUUCCACGACAUUCGCAAGGAGUAUGUACGCGCGUAUACGCUGCGUGCUGUCAACGGGGCGCGAGCGGUCCCACCGCCGCCGCCGCCGCCCGACCAUCCUGGAUCACUGUUAGAUAUGCUCAACUAUUUAGGAAUAAGCCCAUACAGCGGUGACAAUUUCUACGCGGCCGAAGUAAAAGAUAUGGCCAGCAUUAUACAGAGGAUAAUAACAGAUGGUUUCCGGUUAGAGUUGCCCGAGACUGUGGAUUUAGUUUUAGAAACUGGUAUUUGGUGGGCACUGUACAUUGCCUGCUCUGUCUGCAGUCAUCAGCUCGUCAAGAGACCCAAUGUGAUUGAAUUUGCAAUUCUAUUACCAUAG